GAUUCUAACUUAACCUAACCAAAACACAAAAUUGUACAGGAUUGAAAUUGUGAUGAAAGCGAUCUGUGUUUUUCUAAGUUUUUAGUUGUUGAAAAAUGGCUACUGUGAAAUUUGGAAAACACUUGAAAGAGUUGAGAAUUCUCCUCUGCCAAACGUCCAAAUCUAGUCAAGGCGUUAGAGAUUUCAUCGAGCAACAAUAUGUACCGUUAAAGAAAAAUAAUCCGAGAUUUCCCGUUUUGAUCAGAGAAUGUUCGUCAAUUGAACCGAAACUGUAUGCGCGUUACGAAUAUGGCGUAGAACGUUGCGUGCCUCUAUCGAACCUGAAGUCUGAGGAGAUACUUGGGAGGGUUCAAGAAUUAGCAUCUCAAAAAUAGAUAUACUUUAUUAUGUUUUAUCAUAUGUGUAAUAUGUAUAGUGUUUUAAUAAAAUAGUGUAUCAAAUGAAAGGAGAAAAUUGCAUUGGCAGGAAUCUAUUAGAUCUU
Messenger RNA from Cyphomyrmex costatus, 481 nucleotides. RefSeq names its product NADH dehydrogenase (ubiquinone) B8 subunit (gene ND-B8). The record is from RefSeq and is a predicted model, not a curated record. The coding region runs from base 96 to 374 and encodes 92 amino acids. Gene Ontology annotation, cellular component: respiratory chain complex I. NCBI's taxonomy places the organism in Eukaryota, Metazoa, Arthropoda, Insecta, Hymenoptera, Formicidae. The transcript has 3 exons.